CUUGAAGCUAAUGCUGUACAAACAUCCACAACAUUGAAUAAAAAAGAACUGCCCAUGAAUUUCAGGCACCACGUUGGCUGAUGGAUGGCAUUUUCUGUGAGCCUAACAAUUUAACAAUGAAACAUCCUGAAACACCGGAUUCGAAGCAAUAAAAUGUGAGUGCUCUUUUGUGUUCUGAAGUAUUUUAAAUUUUGUGACAAAAAGAGAGCCCGGAAUUGUCAUAUGGAACAUGGACAGGUGUGUCAUGGGAUUUCAUGUUGGUAGCUUCAUGCUGUCACACCAGUCUCUUCACUUCUUAUCUCUCCCUCGCCGCACUCAGGUCUGAGAGAAGAGCUACAUUUUAGACACGAAUGAAGCACGUGAAUGGUGAGAUCUUCUGGUGUAACACAAAGCAAACACAAACCUAGAGAAGGCUGGUCGUGGAAAACUCAAGUAUCCAAGGAACCAUGGAUGUUGUUUUCUUAUUCCAGUUAAUACUUCCUUUCUUGAACAAUUUGCUGAAGUACAGUUAUUCACAGUCGACUCCCCAGCCUGGUUGUUGUUCUCCCACACAUUCCGACAUGUCCCCCGACGUCCGCAAAGUCUGGAUGCUGGACUUGAACACAACCUUCUUCAUCAACAGCGUUGUAGUUGAGGCUGACACUAAUGACACUGAUUCAAUCAGCGUGGACAUCGGGACAACUUCAUGCAACACCUUCCAGGACACGGCCUGCUUCGUUUGGUGUAACACCCGUGAAGUGGUACAUAACGGUCUCUACGUCACAGUCAACAUCACGUGUAACGUCCCCAACGUCAAGGGUCGAUACGUGCGGAUCCGUCAGAACAGACCCAGUGACCUCGAGCUGUGUAAUGUCAGGGUCAUGGGCAGGUCAAGUACGAACAAAGCGCUAAAAAAUUAUGCGCUAAAGGCAGAGUGCUGGCGAAGUUGGUAUUCACCUGAGAACUUUAAAGCAAGAUACGCAGUUGAUGGUUCAGUGAAGGGCAGACCAUGGUGCAGCCGUACAGUAUCACCUGUCACAGAGACUCACUGGUGGACGGUGGACUUGGGGAGGCUGAGACUGGUGUCAUACAUCACCAUUGCAGACUCGUCAGAGUAUGACAGACUGACCAACUUUACGGUCGAUGUAAAUCGUUGGAAUGACAGAAACAAUGAACGCAAGCAAUGUCUAUAUUUUAAUGGCACUGCCCAGGACCUGAAGAACCUGACAUGCACGGGGUCAAUAUGGGGUCGUUAUGUCAACAUCUCAAAGACAGGACGUAGCCUCACGCUUUGCGAAGUUGAAGUCUACAGUGAUGAGGAUGAAAAUCGUCCAGUGUUUUCACAGGUUGCAAAGUUUGGCUGUGAUUCCCUCAACGAGUCUGAACAGAAUGCAACCUCCCUAGAAAUUCCGGAAGAGAACUUUAACGAGUCUGCCAAUGGUAUCAAGCAGCCUUGGGAAGAAAAAAAUAUGGACGAGAUAGAUUACUGCACCAAUUGCAAUUGCCACUUUCCAGUUGCAAAGAGUCCGGAAAGUGUCCAGCAGGAAGUGAAGGAAGCACAGAAAGAGUUAAAGGUGGAGACUAAAGAGAUGAGCCAGCAGGUCCGCAAGAAGACCAGUGUCCCUGACCAGCGCCUGUCUUCUCAAGCCGUUGGACUGAUUUGUGUUGUGACCCUUUCGUCCAUCUUUACUGUCGUUAUCGCCUGCGAUGCUUGUCGUCUGCUUCAUUAUUUACUCCACAGCAGAAACAAACACCUGAAAGUGUAAACCAGAAACGUUGCCAGAAGUCCCGUUGACCAAGUCAGUGAUGUAUGGAUACGCACUGAUGACCUGUCUGUUAUCUGCUUAUCGCUGGGCUGUCUACAUGUAAAAACAUAGUUUUUUUGUUGAAACAUUAUACAGAUACGUCUUUAAAAAUUAAUUAUGUAGCUAGAAAAAUGCUGAGCAGAUUUGCCAUUCAUCAGCAUGCACAGACAUAGUACAUUGUAACCUCGCUCACCACCUCAUGGACAUCACCGGAGCUCGCCACUAAUCACUGCUAACAGGACCUUGAUUUGUUUAAUUGUUACAAUCAUUUCUAUCAAAAUAUUAAAUUCCAGUCUGAAUGAUAUGACAAAAUAAUAUUUACUGCUGCUGUGAUAUUUGCACUAAGUAUGGUUUCUGAUUAUUUCUAAAUUGUGCUACUCAUUCAUUGUCAACGUGUACUUAGCUAACUUUAUUCCUUGUUUGUGUGGAAAUCAAAAUUUACAAAUCUUACGCACUUUUCUUACAUAAUUACUUUUUCCAGUUAUUUUGACAAUAUAGAUUAUAUAGAUUAGAAAUAUAUUUUAACUGAUUAAUUUAUGUUCUUCUCAAUGUCUGAAGUAGUUGUUGUGUGUAAUGAAACCAUGAUAGUGUCCCCCAUGAAAGAACCACGACAGGAUUUAAUUCUCAAUUCUUUUCAGAGCUAUGUUUGCAUAAAUCAGUUACUGUUUAUGUGUGGUACAACUUAUUAUAACCACUGACUAAUCUUAAUCCCUUGUAAUGUGAACCUUUGUUUACAUAGCAGCGUUCAAUCUUCACUUAAGUGUUCAGAAAAAAUAUCUGGAAGAAAUUAACAGGUUUACAGAAAGCUCAAUUUCCUGAGAUGGUGGGCAGAUGAUGCUGGUCUCACAACCAUAGCAGCGACAGGGGUGAUGUCGGAAGCUUCCAUUUCUGCACCAAAUUCUGUCUCUACAAGUCUCUUGUUAGGCCAAUUACCACAACAUGUUUUCUUUAUGUGAUUUGUAUUAGAACACAAGUUCUGACUACUAGCUGAUUAGCUAUAGGGCCUCUCAUCCCGAGCUGACAGGCUCAUUCAUGUCUUUUCCUUUUUUUUCCCCCUCACAUACUUUUAUCGAUGGAUGCCCUCUGGAUUACACCCAAUUACAAUUCUCAACUGGUGUAGCUUUAAUGUAUAAUGUUCGAUAAUAUUCUUGUGGUAUAUUUUACAUAAUUGUAUCAACUUAACUUUUUAGUUUAUAAUCAGGAUGUUUGUUGUUGCUCACUUCUCCCAUUGAAAUGGAUCUCAUUUAAACAAUAAAAGGUUCGAGUUCGAUUUUGUAAGGAAAUCAUGUUGCAUGGGUGCUGAACGUGGACCUUGCUCACAGAACAAGAGAAUUUGAGACGAAAAGCUUUAGUUGACAGAGCAAAGGACAAGCGACAUCGAGCGCAGCCUAGUCACCUGUCUGAUGGAUCCUCGGGAGUCUCUGAUGGCUACAGUCAAGUGGUUCAGUCAUGUCAUGUCGA
Pomacea canaliculata is the source of this 3245-nucleotide messenger RNA. RefSeq lists its product as uncharacterized. The record is from RefSeq and is a predicted model, not a curated record. The transcript is spliced from 8 exons. Lineage: Eukaryota; Metazoa; Mollusca; Gastropoda; Architaenioglossa; Ampullariidae. Bases 447 to 1745 code for a protein of 432 amino acids.